AUGCUUCACCACGUAUCUUUUGUGACUCGCCGUCGACUUUGCCGCGGGUUCCACGUGAAACUCAGUGAGACGGUCCAAGCGGCCAUUGCGCAAAAGCUUCCAAUUGUUGCCUUGGAAAGCACUAUUAUCACCCAUGGUCUGCCGUACCCCGAUAAUCUCCGUUUGGCUCGAGAGGUCGAGAGCGUGAUUGUGGCGGAGGGGUGUGUGCCGGCCACUACAGCGUUUAUUGACGGUAAGCCGCUCGUUGGUCUUGAUGCAGAGCAUUUGGAGCUUAUGGCCACGGCUAAAAACCUUGUCAAGGUUUCUCGGCGUGACAUCCCUCAUGUUAUGGCUAGCAAGCUUAGUGGUGGAACGACCAUUGCUGGAACAAUGAUUCUCGCCCACCGUGCAGGCAUAAAGAUAUUUGCGACUGGUGGUUUGGGCGGCGUCCAUCGUGGAGUGGCUAAUACUUGGGAUAUUUCCGCCGAUUUGGAGGAGCUCGGGCAGACCCCUGUGGCAGUUGUGUGUGCAGGUCCCAAGAGCAUUCUGGAUGUGCCUAAAACUAUAGAGUUUUUGGAAACAAAGGGUGUUCCUGUCUCUACUUUAGGUCCACCUGGCACUAAUGUACCUGGAUUUUUUACCCGUGAUUCUGGGGUCAAGUCUCCUUUCACAUUUUCGACCCCUAAAGAAGCGGCUGAAAUUGUACGCAACGGUACCGAGUUUGGGCUCGAAAACGGCUAUGUCUUUUGCGUACCUUGCCCAGAGCAUCUAGCCAUGGACCCAGUUAUCAUAAACAGUGCAAUCAAUAUGGCCCUGGUAGAGGCUGAUAAGGCCGGAAUCACCGGUAAAGAAGCGACCCCGUUCCUCUUGAAGAAGGUUUGGGAGGCUACAAAGGGCGACACAGUUACUACCAACAUUGAGUUUGUUAAAAACAAUGCUCGCGUGGCCGCUCAAAUGGCACGCGAACUUGCUCUGAGUGAAGGAAGCGUUUCAGUGAUGAUGCCGUUAAAAGUCCCUUCUGUACAGAAACCUCCACCCCAAAAACUAGACUCCAGCCGGAAAAGAGAAACUCCUGAUGUUUGUGUCGUUGGAUCGUUGGCCCAAGAUCUUACUUGCACCCUAAAGACCACAAAUAUCUCUCCUUCGUCAUUUCCUGGCCAAGUCACGACUACGCUAGGUGGUGUUGGCCACAACGUAGCGUUGGCAUCGGCAUAUUCUGGGGCAAAAACACGUUUGAUUUCUGUUGUGGGCGAAAAAGAAGAACCUGCAGUCAAGAAGUCGCUGAGUCCUGCUAUUGAUGCGGCUGGCAUCCAGAUCAUUUCCGGGCGCACUGCUCGCUAUAUUGCUAUGAACGACGCCGAAGGCGAGCUAAUUGUGGCCUGUGCAGAUAUGGAAUCUGUUGAAAAAAUGGACCCCAAACACAUCGAGCAGGAGUUGCGGUUUGCUGAUGCCAAGGUUGUGGUUUUUGACGGUAACCUUGGCGUUGAGCAGACCCAGAGCGUUUUGGCCGCACAGGGGUUCAAAAUUUUUGAGCCCACCAGCGUACCGAAAUCCGCACGAAUUGCCGACCACAAUUUAAAGGUGUUUCCUAACCCGUCAAUCAAUAUGGCUACACCCAACACUAUGGAACUAAUGAGUAUGUUUGAGGAGUUCUCGUUCAAGGAUAGGUUUGAUCUUGACCAUUGGUUCCCGAUCAUUGAUGCUAUUCCCAUGUCUGACCCGGUGACUCAAUUCAAAAUUGACCGUUUCUUGAACACGAAUCCUCAUCUUGAAUCAAUAGUGGAGAGUGGGCUGCUUCAGGCCGCUGUUCAUAUUCUGCCUUAUAUUCCGAAUCUGUUUGUCAAACUCGGGAAAGACGGGGUGCUCACAUUUCAACUGAUUGAGUAUCUCAAGGAUCGCACUGGCGAUACUGCCGAUGGCCGAGGGCUCUAUAUUCUGUCCAAGAAAAAGCCGUUCGGCCUUCUCAUGCAGUACUACCCUGUGCCUGAGGUAGUGCCUGCAUCGUCGGUCCAAAGCGUGAAUGGCAUUGGCGAUACUUUCUGCGGAGUUCUUGCCGCUCAGUUGUCCCAGACACAAAUGUGGCUUCGCGACGAUGGCCCCAGCAAGGCCAAUGCCAUCACCAAAGCCCAGCGUGCGGCAGCACUUUCUCUGCAGACAUUUGCUCCGGUGAGCACGGAAGUGUCUCAACUGUGA
Messenger RNA from Wickerhamiella sorbophila, 2172 nucleotides. RefSeq lists its product as hypothetical. Gene Ontology annotation, molecular function: kinase activity; pseudouridylate synthase activity. Lineage: Eukaryota; Fungi; Ascomycota; Dipodascomycetes; Dipodascales; Trichomonascaceae. The transcript has a single exon. The record is from RefSeq and is a predicted model, not a curated record. The coding region runs from base 1 to 2172 and encodes 723 amino acids.